AUGCAGGAGUUCCAGUCCAUCCCGGGCCUGGCCGGGCGGCUGUUCGGCGGGGCCGGGGCCGGGGCCGCCGACCUCCGUCGCGCGCAGACGCAUGCGCAGCAGGGCCCCGGGGCUCGGUGCGGCGGCGUCUCGCCCGCAGCGCCGCCAGAGGCGGUGAAGUGCCCGCGGUGCGAGUCCACCAACACCAAGUUCUGCUACUACAACAACUACAACCUGUCGCAGCCGCGGCACUUCUGCAAGAGCUGCCGCCGGUACUGGACCAAGGGCGGCGUCCUGCGCAACGUCCCCGUGGGCGGGGGCUGCCGCAAGACGAAGCGCGCGUCGUCGUCGUCGUCGUCCGCCUCGUCCGCCACGUCGUCGGUGCCGUCCACGCCCACGUCGGGCGACGCGGUGGCCAACAAGAACCCGCGCCGCCCCUCGGCGUCCUCGCCCCGCUCCACCAACAGCGGCAGCGCGAGCCCCACGGCCGGCGCCGCGACGACGACGCCGGCCCCGACCCCGACCACCCCCGCCACGCCGUUGUCGUCGAACAGCGUCGCCGCCUUCACGACGAGCAGCCACCACCACCACUCGAACCCCUUCUCCACGAUCGACGUGGUGGAGCCACCGGCGCCGAUAUUCGCCGAUCAGGCGGCGGCGCUGGCGUCCCUCUUCGCGCCUCCCCCGCCGCCGCCGCUCCCGGUGUUCACCUUCGCGGCGCAGCCGAAGGUGGAAGCACCCACCAUCCCCUCGGAGCUGCAGCCGGCGCCGUCCUCCUCGGUAGUCUCCGAGGACAUGGCGCCGUUCGCGUCCCUGGAAGCCGCUGGGAUAUUCGAGCUCGGCGACGCCGCGUCAGCCGCGGCGUACUGGAAUGCCGGGAGCUGCUGGACGGACGUCGUCCUGGACCCCAGCAUGUACCUACCCUAG
Messenger RNA from Miscanthus lutarioriparius, 906 nucleotides. NCBI's taxonomy places the organism in Eukaryota, Viridiplantae, Streptophyta, Magnoliopsida, Poales, Poaceae. The record is from the annotation of a GenBank genome assembly.